AUGAACCCGCUCAAGUACAUAUUUCAGAAAGCAAUGCCCACAGAAAAGCUAGAAAAGUGGCAAAUGUUGUUGAGUGAGUUCGACAUUGUGUACAUGACUCAGAAAGAAAUCAAGGGGCAAGCCUUGGCUGAUCACCUUGCUGAAAACCCAGUAUAUGAAGGAUAUGAACUGCUUAGAACAUAUUUCCCUGAUGAAGAAGUAUUGUUUGUAUGGGAAGAUAUAUCAGAGUCAUAUGCUGGGUGGAGAAUGUUCUUUGAUGGAGCAGUGAACUCUAGAGGAUCAGGAAUCGAAGCGGUGUUGAUAUCUGAAUCGGGGCAACAUUAUCUAGCAACAACAAAGCUUAGAUUUCGAUGCACUAAUAAUAUGGAUAAGUAUGAAGCAUGUAUUCUUGGCAUUAGAAUGGCUCUUGACAUGAAUGUUCAAGAAUUACUGAUAAUUGGUGAUUCAAACUUGUUGAUUCAUCAAGUUCAAGGAGAAUGGGCAGUGAAGAAUCCUAAAAUCUUACCUUACGUACAAUUGGUACAUGGAGAUCUGAUCAAAGUACCUCCCCACGUGCUCAGUGUGAUGAGUUCCCCUUGGCCAUUUGCAGCUUGGGGCAUGGAUGUUAUUGGACCGAUUGAGCCUGCUGCCUCAAAUGGUCAUAGCUUCAUUUUGGUCGCCAUUGAUUAUUUCACAAAAUGGGUGGAAACUGCUUCCUACAAAGUUGUGACGAAGAAGGUUGUGGCCGAUUUUGUUCGCAACAAUUUGAUAUGUCAUUUUGGAGUUCCAGAGUCUAUCGUCACAGACAAUGGAGCAAAUCUAAAUAGCCAUUUGAUGAAAGAGAUAUGUGAACAAUUCAAAAUUAUCCAUCGUAAUUCAAUUGCAUAUCGUUCUCAGAUGAAUGGAGUUGUGGAAGCUUCUAAUAAGAACAUCAAGAGGAUACUGAGAAAGAUGAUUGAUAACUACAAAUAUUGGCAUGAAAAUUUGCCUUAUGCUUUUCUAGGUUAUCGCACCACAAUCCGAACCUUAACUGGAGCAACUCUUUAUCUAUUGGUAUACGAAACAGAAGCAGUGAUUCCAGCUAAAGUUGAGAUACCAUCUCUAAGGAUUAUUCAGGAGGCUGGAUUUAGCGAUGACGAAUGGUUUCGUGACCGAUAUGAGCAAUUAUCAUUGAUUGAUGAGAAAAGAAUGAUUGUUGCUUGUCAUGGCCAAUUGUAUCAACAGAGAAUGACUCACGCUUUCAACAAAAAAGUAAGAGUUCGAACAUUUGAGGUAGGCCAAUAG
Solanum tuberosum (potato) is the source of this 1263-nucleotide messenger RNA. RefSeq lists its product as uncharacterized. The coding region runs from base 1 to 1263 and encodes 420 amino acids. Gene Ontology annotation, molecular function: nucleic acid binding; RNA-DNA hybrid ribonuclease activity. The record is from RefSeq and is a predicted model, not a curated record. Lineage: Eukaryota; Viridiplantae; Streptophyta; Magnoliopsida; Solanales; Solanaceae. Gene Ontology annotation, biological process: DNA integration. The transcript is spliced from 2 exons.